Caenorhabditis remanei is the source of this 1185-nucleotide messenger RNA. RefSeq lists its product as uncharacterized. The coding region runs from base 1 to 1185 and encodes 394 amino acids. Gene Ontology annotation, biological process: ubiquitin-dependent protein catabolic process. Gene Ontology annotation, cellular component: proteasome core complex; proteasome core complex, alpha-subunit complex; nucleus. The transcript has 6 exons. The record is from RefSeq and is a predicted model, not a curated record. NCBI's taxonomy places the organism in Eukaryota, Metazoa, Nematoda, Chromadorea, Rhabditida, Rhabditidae.
AUGGAAGUGAGAAGACGGUUUCCAGAAGCUUUCAUUGCAAUGACAUGUGUACUUUUGGCAAUUCCGUUAUAUCUUUUGAUUGUUGGAAUUAUAAAACUGGAUAGUUGUUCAGCUGAUUCAAGAAUUCCGAUCUGGAUGAUUUGUACUUCUGCAAUUAUGAUAAUAGAGAGAAUGAUGGAAUCAAUGAAUCAGGCAAUGGAUCUGAAAUUCGUGAAUAAUAAUCCACGACCCGAAAUAACCGAGAGACGAAAGUUGAAGGAAUGGGAAAAUGAGAGAUAUAAAAACAGGUCGACAAUGCUUUUCGCUAUGAUUUCUUUGAGUCGAGUGGCCAUUUUCGUAACAACAAUCGUCGGAAGUGCCUUAGUUUUCUCCGCCUACUCGAAUCGUUCUCAAUGUGAUGGUCUUCUUUAUUGGUCUGCAUUCAUGAACAGAUACGAUCGUGCUAUUACUAUCUUCUCACCAGAUGGGCAUUUGUUCCAAGUAGAAUACGCACAGGAAGCUGUUAAGAAGGGAUCAACCGCUGUCGGAGUACGCGGAAAAGAUUGCAUUGUCAUUGGAGUGGAGAAGAAGUCUAUCCCAGCUCUUCAAGAUGAUCGUACAAUUCGUAAAAUCCACAUGAUUGACGAUCAUGUUAUGCUUGCUUUCGCUGGACUUUCCGCUGACGCCCGUGUUCUUGUCGAUCGUGCUCGUAUUGAGUGCCAAUCUUACAAGUUGACUCUCGAAGAUCCAGUCACUGUCGCCUACAUCUCCAGAUAUAUUGCAAACACGAAACAGCGCUUCACUCAGUCGCCUGGUCGUCGUCCAUUCGGAAUCUCCAUGCUAAUCGGAGGAUUUGAUCAUGACGGAACUCCACGUCUAUUCAAAACCGAGCCUUCCGGAGCAUACUAUGAGUACGUCGCCAACUCAACUGGAAGAGGAGAAAAGCCUGUGCGCGAGUACCUUGAAGAGCACUACAGUGAGGAAAACACUGCCGAUGAAGCUACCACACUCAAGCUUGUCGUCAAGUCUUUGGCUCAAGUUGUACCACCAGGAUCGCAGAACAUUGAAAUUGCCGUCAUGAAGAAAGUUAAUGAUGAGCUGCAGCAACGCGUAUUGACAAUUGACGAGAUCGAGGCUCUCCUGAAGGUUGUCGAAGCCGAACGUGUCGCUGCUGAAGCUGAAGAAGCUGCAUCCAAGAAGAAGUAA